Messenger RNA from Pocillopora meandrina, 8427 nucleotides. The record is from the annotation of a GenBank genome assembly. Lineage: Eukaryota; Metazoa; Cnidaria; Anthozoa; Scleractinia; Pocilloporidae.
GCGCAUUUCUCGAUAAUUACUUUUGAGAGUAAUAAACCAUUUAGAGAGGAAAAUGAGACCAGUAUGUGUUUGUACAAGUCCGUUACUAAGGAAAUAGUACAACAUAUAACGUGGCAGUUUGUCAUUCUCUUCAGAUCUAUUCCUCUUUUCGGGUGCCUAAUAUUACUGACUUUUGAUUUUGCACCUUUAAAGGAAAGGCAAAGAAUAACACGCCUAUAGUAACGACUCCGGAGAGGAACAUGUCUUUUUUAAACAGAAGCGUUUCCCCUGGGCAACGAUCGAACUCGCCUAUGGCGUCUAAUUGUGAAACAGAACUUCAAGAAAACCAUCUUACCGAAGCAGAAGAUAAGCUCUUCCUUACCCAAAAGGAAACUGAAGCGACCACUGACGGUCAAGAGCAACUGAAUGCUAUUUCAAACGGGAAUAUGGGCAAUGGUAGUGGUUUGCUGCAAACUGCUGACGAGAAGAGCGAUGCCAGCCAAGGUCCGAGAUUGUAUCAUGUGGCCCUGCUGGCUAUAUGUUUUCUCUCAGUAGUUUCUCUUGCGCUCACCUUGCUGAUGUUGUUUGGUGUACUUCACGUUGGUUCACCGCAAUGUUCCUGCUCUGGAGAAACAGGUAUUUGCAGAUUUACAAGAUUUUUGAUUCUAAAUUUUAAUUCAUAUCUUCAAAUUUAUCGUGCGUUAGAUGCGCUUCUAUUUUGGAUCAAUUUUCGUUGCGAAAGCGAGUUUCAGCCUAUGGAAAACCACACAUACUUCGCCUGGUAAGGUAGACAAACGUAAAAGUUGGCAAGAGCAAGAAAUCCAAAGAAGAUCGAGGUUGAAAAAGUACGGACAAGCCUGUGACGCACUGCAGAUGAUUAGCUCAUCAAAUUUACGCCCAAAUCGUGAAGAAGCCUCUUUUAUUAUCAUUAUCAUUACUAUUAUUUUUAAUUACUAUUAUUAUUAUUAUUGUUAGAGACCUUCGAGUCAUUGAUAAGAACAAACAGGAAAGGAUCUCUAGACCCUUCCCUGAUAAUUGCCUUCAAAGGCGUUUUUUUUUGUGUUUGUUUAUAACGGUACACCAACACACUUCUAUCUUCAGACGUGACUUAAGUAACCUAGCGUAGUGCAUCAAAACAGCAUUGAACAACAAUUGUUAAACUUGCUCCGCAGCCCUAGGUGCGAUACCUAUAUACAUAACUAGGCACAAAGAUGCAUCUUAGCACGCCUCGCGAGAAUCAUGAAUACCUUUAUUGACAGCGAUAUUAUCUUUAUUCACAAAAAUCAUCCCCUCUUCCCGGGCUUUGAAAUGUGUGCGAUGAAUAGGGUUCUUUUUUUGGGGGGGGGUUCGUUUUUUUGUUUUUCUUGGAUUCAAUUUAAGUCUCGAAAAAAACUCCCCGAUGUUAUUGAAAGCAUGUAAAAGUCAUUAACGUAUAAGAUGAUCAGGAAAGUCUCACCAAUUUGAUUUAAGAUCAUCCUUCUCCCUGCGGGUCGAUUCUUGACCUCCAGGGUCAAUCAUAAUAGCGAAAUUACAUUCACUGUUACCCGUUCAGACUGAAACAUUUAACCUAUAGAAAAAAAAGGGUCUUUUUGUGGCUUAUCUACAGUUUUUCCUUGAGACGAAAAGACCCCAAGGACUUAUGCCCUGGGUUUAUUAAAGAAUUUUUCUGUUGCGCUACUUUCUAAAUGAAAAAUCGACCGCAUUGUUUCAUCGUUUUAUAACUAUUGAGAAUCGAAAGAUGUGAAAAAUGUUCAAACACCGCAUUAGAGCAUUAGGGGAGUAAGCGGUAAACAUAAUCCGGAAAAGCCGAAAAUAUUGAAUACCCUAAAUUUUUCGUGGUAAUCAAAUUUGAAAAACCAACGAAGCCUAUUUUUACAUAGUAAUUAUUUUCAAAAAAAUCCUUGGAUCUUAAAAUGUUUUGGAACAUCCAGGUUUUAAUUUCUAUAUCCUAAUAAGUGAGUUGCCAGUAAUCGAUCCUAGUGUUUGCACAAGGAUUUCUGCGAUCGCCACAGGGCAAACAUUGUGUCGAGAUCCAAAAAAAUCACAUCACUGAAGUGAUUUAACACUUAAGUUGCUUAUUUAUUGUGAUCGACGAGAAUGAAUCAGCGUUGAAAAUCAUUUCUUAAUUAAACCUUGUCUUCUGAGACGAUGAAUAGGUACAAAUGCACUACAGGAAAUAUGUCCACAGUUUCUGCCCGAGCUCCCGUGAUCUUACUGUUCCUGAUCAUAUCCUCCCAGGAGUCCCAGGAGUAGAGUGGCAGUUCAAAUACCUUUAUAUGUAUUUGAACUGCCACGACAUGCAUUAGAUAUAUGUUUCUCGUGGUGUAUUUUAUUCUUCCGAAGAGCAACGGCUCGGUAUACGUAAAAACAAUUCCAUUUCCACCGAUAAGGACUUCUCUCCUUUGAGGAGAUAUAUUUUCAGACGCCGUAAUUUGUUGAUUAAAACUGUAAAAAAGUACGGAAGCAGGCUUUACCCACACAAAUCCAAUUGAAAAGACUUUAUUAUUAUUAUUAUUAUUAUUAUUAUUAUUAUUAUUAUCAUUAUUUAAAUCUCCAGCCAUCGUGUAUUUAUGCAUCCACUCAUUUAUUAAUGUUUUUCUUUCAUCUAUUCAUGCAGAAAUAUCAGAACUUAAGAAGAAUCAACAAGAGCUGAAAAGGAACCUCACGGCUUUGAGAGAACCGGUAAGUCAAAAUUAUUCGCUAUUAAUUAGGGAAGAAAAUUCAGUGAUAGAAAUCGCAUCACGAGAUACAUCCACUACUGCUGGAAACUGAAAAAAAACCUCAAGUAGUGGGAAUUUAGAUUUUCUAUAAUCAAUACAACCCGCCAUAUGAUAUCAACCAUGAUUCUUAUCAUGCCAUUUCAGUUGUAGUUGGGUUCCGUGGGCUCAAAGAUAAAUAGCUCAAGAAAACUGCCUAGUAAGUUGACUGUUGUAAAAUGUGUCCCUUUUUUCUGCUCGCGUCCAUCCAAUUUUUUUUCGGUUUUUUGAAGGGUAGAAGGUGCAUAAAAUUUCUCUGCUCGACUCUUGUUUAAUUCCUCGCAUUUCAUGUUUUCGCUUUCGUUUCAUCUCUUUCCGUCUCAUGAUAUAUUUUAUAUUGAAAACGAAUACUUUCCUUUAAACUUUAGUCAGGAACCUAUUUCUAUUCGUUGUUACGUCAGGUUUCAAAGAGGAUUCUAGAGAAUAACAUUGCUGAGGUGAGUUUUUUCUUUCAGUGUUUGUUUAUAGUCGUGAACUUCUGGUUUUUUUUUUUUUUUUUGAGUAAGGGGGGGGGCUGGGGGUAGCGUUAUUAGAAAAGAAAGUAUUUGUGUGCUUGGCAUUCGAAUAACAAAACAGUUAAAAAGCGUAUAUUGUUCAAAUUUGAUUCUACUUUUUCAUUGCAGAUUAAAAAGGAGUUCCUGAAUGUUAAAAACAAAGUAAGUUUACUCUGAAUAUCCUUGGCAAUUCAACAAACAUAUUUUUUAAUUAUCUUCCUUGAUAUUUAUUAAUUGAAUUCCUUAUUCAUCGAUCCUAGAGCCCUUAUUUGCAUCAGUUCUUAAACAUUUAGUAUAUUUAGUCAUUCUUAUAUGUAUUACUAACUUUUUGUAUUCCUUGUAUUCAAUUUUUCCGUUUCUCAUGUGAAAGAUUACACAUCAAAGCAAAUCUAGUUCUCGAAUUUCUUAUAUUUCUUGUAGUAAGUGUACAUGCUAAAUUUAACUCACUUGAAUCAAAUAGUGCAAUCUUAUUUCGACACAAUCAAAGAGUGUUAUCUUAUUACGACACAGUCUCUUUGUGUAAACUUUUUUUAUUCAUUAUUGUGACAGGUUUCAAAAGGUUUAGAGAAUCUGGAGAAUAACAUUACCGAGGUGAGUUUUUCCGUCAGUGUUUUCAAUAUAGUCAUGGUAAAGAAAGAAAGAUUACGCAUCAACAAAGAUCCAUUUCUUAAAUUUUUGACCGUUCUUGUAGUACGUGUACACGCCAAAUUAAACUCUUUUUUUUUUUUCCACAUUUUUUAUUGCCAUUUUGAAAAUAAAAAAAGUGUUUACAAGACUCUCAGUAUACUCUAUUUACAUUUGUAAGCUAUUAUUAAUUAUAAAUUACAUUUAUAUUUUGAAACAAUUCUAUAAUUAUAUUUGUAAACUAUUAUUUAUUACAAAUAAGUGCCAUCUAUAUAAUAACCACUUAGCUGCGUAUUUUUUUUAACAGCAAUGUAUUUCUCAGUUCUAUAUUUGACGUCUACUUGUUUUAAGAAAACUUCACAUUCUGGAAUUUUAUUUUGUUUUCGACUUUGCCAUAUAUGCAAUUUUGCAAGAGUUAUAAGAUAAUUCAAUAACUCACAUUUUUCUAAUUUACCGAAAUUUACUUAAUUUACGCCAAAUUAAACUCACUUGAAUCAAAUAGUGUAUAAUCUUAUUACGACACAUGUACAGUCUCUUUUUGUAAACCUUUUCAAUUAUUAUUCUGACAGGUUUCAAAAGGCUUAGAGAAUCUGGAGAAUAACUUUACCGAGGUGAGAUUUUCCUUCAGUGUUUUCAAUGUAGUCUUAUAGUAAAGAAAGAAAGAUUACAUAUCAACAAAGAUCCAUUUCUUGAACUUCUUCUUAUUUCUUGUAGGACGUGUACACGCCAAAUUUAUCUCACUUGAAUCAAAUAGUGCAAUCUUAUAACGACACAGUCUGUUCAUGCAAUAUAUUUAUUUAUUAUUGUGACAGGUUUCAAAAGGUUUAGAGAAUCUGGAGAAUAACUUUACUGAGGUGAGUUUUUCCUUCAGUGUUUUCAAUAUUGUCUUAUAGUAAGGAAAGAAAGAUUACACAUCAACAAAGAUCCAUUUCUUGAAUUUCUGACCGUUCUUGUAGUACGUGUACACGCCAAAUUAAACUCAAUUGAAUCAAAUAGUGUAAUCUCAUUACGACACAAUCUCUUUAUGUAAACCUUUUCAAUUGUUAUUCUGACAGGUUUCAAAAGGUUUAGAGAAUCUGGAGAAUAACUUUACCGAGGUGAGAUUUUCCUUCAGUGUUUUCAAUAUAGUCUAGACAGAAAGAAGAACGACUUCAAAUCAAAAAAAAUUAUUUCUGGAAUUUGUUUCAUUUCUUGUAGGACGUGUACACGCCAAAUUUAUCUCACUUGAAUCAAAUAGUGCAAUCUUAUUACGAUACAAUCAAAUAGUGCAAUCUUAUUACGAUACAAUCAAAUAGUGCAAUCUUAUUACGAUACAAUCAAAUAGUGCAAUCUUAUGACGACACAGUCUCUUUAUGCAAUAUUUAUUCAUUAUUGUGACAGGUUUCAAAAGGUUUAGAGAAUCUGGAGAAUAACUUUACCGAGGUGAGUUUUUCCCUCAGUGUUUUCAAUAUAGUCUUAUACUAAAGAAAGAAAGAUUACACAUAGGCAAGAUCCACUUCCUGAAUUUCUUACAUUUCUUGUAGUACGUGUACACGCCAAAUUAAACUCACUUGAAUUAAAUAGUGCAAUCUUAUUGCGACACAAAUUGUGUUAUCUUAUUACGACACAGUCUCUUCAUGUAAACCUUUUUAUUCAUUAUUGUGACAGGUUUCAAAAGGUUUAGGGAAUCUGGAGAAAAACGUUACAAAGGCAAGUUUUUUUUUUCUGUAUAUUCAUCUCCUUGUAUAUCUCUGUUUCUUAGAGUUAUGGACAGCGAUAUCAGAAUGCAGCUAUUCGCGUGUUUGGUCUGAGAAUUACAACCCAAUCAUUACAGCUGUUUGGUUUAAUAACAGUUCUUGUCUCUUUGGUAUCAGUGAAAUCAUCGCUUCCUCUUCUUGGAAGAGGAAGUGGUGAUUUCGUUCUUCUUGUCAAAACAGAAAAUCUUGUUUUUCGUAGAUCACAUGCCCACUGGAAUUCAAUAGCACUAAGGGUGAUAUUGGACCUGCCGGACCUGCUGGACCUGCCGGACCUCCAGGAUAUAAUGGUACUCAGGGCCCUCGUGGACCAUCCGGUUACAAUGGUACCCAGGGACUACCUGGACCUGGAGUCAGUUCCUGUGUUUACAAGAUUGCAAGCAGCCCGGGUAUGUCACCAGGUUCGGCCGCUAGGCAAGAAGUGAAAAUGAAGGAACCAAACGUAAGUUUAGAGAUGAACCCUAUAUUGGGUACAGAAGAAAGAAUAAAUCAUUUUGGUUUGAAUUUUAUUACGAACGGUACUGGUAGAAGUUCUUUAAAAUUCAUGAAAAGAACUAAAGAAUCCUUCAAACUUUCAAAGAUUGAACUUAAGAAAAUAACAUGGAGAAAAUUUUCUAAAUUUUCUCCACUGUUACAGUAUAAUUUAAAUAAACUUAACUUUCAGAAAUACAACUAUUUUAUUAAACAACACGUCCUGAGUUAAUUCCUACGCAGAAGCGACUCUGAAAAGCAACGCUAACAAUAAUCAUCGUCUAAAAACGAUCUUAAGCGCACUGCAGACUAUACUUCAGCUUACCUUUGACACACAAACUCGCCGUGACUAGACUGACUCGGCUUUCUAGAAAAUAAUGUUCUACAGUCACUUCUUGCACCGACAAAUUCAAUAAUAUUUAAUUGCCAUUGCUCUAUUUGACAAUUUCGAAAUCGUUUCAGCGUUUAGUUUCGCAAGGCAAAAAAUUAGAACGCCACCUCUUUGGCGAGCUUUUGCCGUCGGCUUUCUCACAACAUAAAUAAUGCUAUAUGUACUUUAGCCUAUUUGCAUACAGGAAAUGUUUUAGCUUGUCACAUUCGAACUCUUGACGCCAUUUAUAAUUAUCAUUAAUAUCAUCAUUGUAGUCAUUAUCAUUUCUUUUUUUUUUAGCAGAAUACUACCUUCAUUGGUGUAAACUGUGAUACAAAUGACGCAAAAUUUGUUAAAUUAUCAAGCACCAAGUCAGGUGGCAAGAGAACCUACAAGUGCUUUUGCGAAGGUACCCUUUCAAUAGGGGUGUCAGAUCUGUAUUGCUACAUGCACUACUGGGAGUGUCAGUCCUAAAUAGGAAAACUUUAAGCCAUUCUUCGAAACAGGGCCAUUUUAAAGACAAUAAUAGACUGUUUUAUCAGAAACAAGAUGAAGAGCAAUUUAGGUAGUUUAAAAUGAGUGCUGCAAUAUUAACAACUGCCCUAAUUGUUUUCAAAUGUGUCUAGUAACAGAAAAAGGCAAAUAAUGAUUUCACCAAAUCAUAUUGUUAUGGAUAUCGAUGGCUUAUUUCAGACUUAGUCUUUUGGCAUCAUGGAAAGUAACAGAGUUAGAAGUGCGGUCAUCUUAUUUCAUUCAAUUAACGUUUAUUCAUGAUCUUUUCUUAAGCUUUAUUAGAAUCCAACAUUUUACGAGACGAGCCGAUGAAUUUUCCACGAACAGUAAAAAUAAUUUAAUUUUGCCAGAAUGUUUUUUUUUGCGACCUCAACCGCUUAGCCGCAGUUUUUAUAUAUUCCUCUCUAGGGUUGAUUCCAAGAGAGUGUGUGUUCUGUCUAUCUGUAACUGAGAGAAAUAGAUUUUGUACUGAAAUAAAAAAAAUAAAAAAAAAUUGAUUGUUAUAUGACAGGAUCAAACCGGGAAGAUAUAGAUGAAGGUUAACAGCAACUUUUACCUCUAGAUUAGACUAGUUCCAUUUACUUCAAAUGAAAAUCUCGUAACACAGGUAAGCAGAUUCAGUGCUUUCCUUAUUCUGGUACCUUUGCUUUACGGUUUCAUUAUGAGUAGAAGAAAACCGUCCAAAAUUGGGCCACAGCGAAAUGCAUUCUUCGCCAUAAAGCUGUCGGGGCACAGUGAUUUACCAGAGAGGGUUUUGGAAUGGUUUUCCCAGUCCUCUGCCCGAUCAAACGAAACCUUUAUUCUAGCAAAUGAUUAGUAUUCGUGGCACAUUACCUAAAGGAUUACUAGCCCUUCUCGUCCUCAUUUCGAACAAAUAUCUAAUUUUCAGGGGUGCGGUUCGAUUGACCAUGCCAUUUGUUAAGCAGGAUUCUCUCUUGAGGAGUUAAUAAAAUGCUGAACCAGAAGCGAGACGAAGAGCAUUUUGCUGUUUUAAAUAAGUUUACCAAUCAAUUGCCCGCCAUGUCAUAUUUUGUGUUGUUGGUGCGUUGCCUUUUCCGAAUUUGCCAAGUGACGGUGGGGGACAUGUUAUGCUUGUCGCAUUCAUGUAUGUUGCAAAUAUUGGCAAAAAGAGAAUCAACGCUACAUUGCUAAAUAUACUACUGGGAGUGUUAGUUCUAAGAAGUAAACGUAAAAAACGUAAAACUUCGCUUAACAUGAUUCUUUGUAUCGAAGAUGAUGGGGUUGUAAAAUCAGAGGCCACGGAAAAACAGAUUUUGAACUGACCUGUAUGUUACACUGUUUUACAAAUUGGCCAUAUUAUUAUAAACGCUGACGUUUAUGCAUGCAUAGCUAUUAAUUUUUUCAAAUAUGCACAAUUGUUGUAAUACGCAAAUCUAUAAAUCGUUUGUUCAAAGGCGUUCAGGACAUCAACAAAGUUAAAAUUGCAAUCAUUAUCCCGUAAUUGUAAUUAUUAUCCCAUCGGCCGC